Messenger RNA from Cajanus cajan (pigeon pea), 1119 nucleotides. RefSeq names its product DNA ligase-like protein. NCBI's taxonomy places the organism in Eukaryota, Viridiplantae, Streptophyta, Magnoliopsida, Fabales, Fabaceae. Gene Ontology annotation, biological process: resolution of meiotic recombination intermediates. The record is from RefSeq and is a predicted model, not a curated record.
CACGUACUUUGCGUGCUGGUGACGCAAACUGCGAUCCAACUCGUAUCACCGCCCCGUUCGCUCAGAUUUCUGUGGCCGUAACCACCAGGCGCGGCCGUGGCAGAAACCUGCGUCCGCCGUAGUUUUCUCUGCGAUUGAUUCGCUCAUGGAUAUAUCCCUCAGAGAUUCAACUCCCUCGCAUGCCACCUUCUCCGCUACAGCUGGAGUCUGUUUGAUGAGAAAUGCGUGGAAAGGGGACCAACAUCCAUCGUUCAUCAAUUUUAUCUCCACUUUUCUCUCUGCAAAUUUUUUUCGCCUAAAUUUUGUCCCAAUCGCUCCGGACUUUAUUUUCAAUUGUGGGGGAUUGUCUGUGGCCUUCAUUUUUGUGACAAACUGGGACUGCAACAAUGUUGCUCCAAUCUUCAACAGAGUGAAGAAACUGAAGAUGCAAUUUGCUCGUUUUUACGUCAUUAUCACACUCCCAGCAAAAGAGCAAAUUGAUUCAUUUAUUCAGUCAUAUUUCAAAUUUGGGAUGGUGAUUGGCAAACCUACAUUUGUGCCAGUUCAGGACUUGGAGAUGGGAUUUGAAAAGAUGGUAAAAAUAGCUCAUUCUUCUGGAGUAUACAAGCAAGAGAAAAUUGGAGAAAAAUUGAAAGCUGAGAGAAAGCAGUUGGUGCAAGGAAUGAACUUUUACCUUAAGGUGGUUACAUCCAUCCCAGGCAUUGACAAUCAUGAUGCAAAUGCGCUUAGUCAAGCUAUUGGUUCUGUCCAAGCAAUUGCCAAGGCGUCAAAAGAGCAAAUUCUAGAGAACACUGAUCUUUCCACUGACAAGGCAGAGAUGGUUUCAAGGUUUCUCAGGGACCCAAAGUAUUACUUGCGUCCCAAGAUCAACUGAUGGCAGAGUAACAAUGGAAUCCAGGUUGGAGUUCUUUUUGCUCAAAUGAAAUAAUCAGCGCUCUUGCACUGUUUAAAUAUAGGAUCUUUGUUAAUUUUUUUUAUCUUGUUAUCUUCUGUUUAUAAUACUACUCGUAAUUCCAAUUUUUAUCGACUGACAACUAUAAUGAGGGAGACAGCUCCAUAACGUUGUCUCCGAUCAUGAUACAAGCAGUUUUAUGCUUUGUUUAGUAAAGGAUAAAAAGG